CUACGACUCAUCAAGAUUCAAGGCCGAUGCGGUGCUUUUUGGUGAAUGACUCGACCUUGGGAUUCGCCUUCACCAAAGCCACUCAGAACUGAUUGAUCUCGCUCCUGGUGUCGCGCGCGUAAGCUUCCUCCUCUCCCAUCACUCGCACGACCGCCCCGGCACUCGUCUGUCAUCCAUUCAUCAUGUCAACGCCGGACGACAAGCUCACGCUGGACAUCAGCAAGAGGGAAGGAACCAUCAAUCUCGGAGCUGGUCCAUCCUCUCUCCCUACGUCUGUCCUGCUAGAAGCCGCACAAGGCAUCUUGGAUUUCUCUAGCACAGGCAUGGGCCUAACCGAGCUGUCGCAUCGAUCGGGCACAUUCAAAAAGGUCAUCGAGUCAGCCGAAGAGGAUCUGAGAAAAUUGUUAGACAUUCCAGAAAACUACGCCGUGCUCUUUAUGCAAGGCGGAGGAACUGAACAAUUCAGCGGGACGGCGUUGAAUCUGUUGGCUAGUCACGCUAUCGCACAUCCAGACUACGUCCAGCAACACAAUGGACAGGGGCCUGCGCUGGACUAUGCCGUUAGCGGAAGCUGGAGCGCCAAGGCUCUCAAAGAGUCCAAGAGGCUCGGCGGCAACGCCAAGGCCGUCUUCGACUCUCGCAAGCUGGAAGGUUCAGACGGAAAGUUCGGCAUCAUUCCCCCCACGUCGACGUGGCAGCUGAGCGGAGUGGAUGGCUCAGGCAAGGUUGCGAGCAAAGAUGAAUUGCCAGCCAUGCUGUAUUACUGCGACAACGAAACGGUGGAUGGGGUGGAGUACACUCCCGCUUUCCCAAUCGAUCAAUUACCCAAGGAAUAUGCUCAGAACGUACCCAUCGUGGCCGAUUGCAGUUCCAACAUUCUCUCUCGCAAAAUCGACAUUGCAGCUCAUUCCAUUGUCUUUUUUGGAGCUCAAAAGAAUGUCGGGCCGGCAGGCGUGACCAUCGUCAUCGUCAAGAAAGAUCUGAUCGCUCGAGAUCCCGAUGAAGGAGUUUCGAAUGGAGGUCCAAGGAUCCCGACUACGCUGGCAUACAAGCAUCAUGCAGACGCAAACAGUCUCUACAAUACACCCCCAAUGUUUGCCAUCUACGCAUCAGGUCUCGUGUUCGCCGAUCUGCUCAAAAGUAAGGGCGGAGUCGUUGGAGCAUCUCAACGCGCGGACAUGAAGAGCAGAGCAGUGUACGACGUGAUCUCGAAAAGUCAGGGUGUCUUCGCUGCGACGGUCAAGGAUCCAGCCAGCAGGAGCAGGAUGAACAUCUGUUUCAGAAUAUUGGCACGCGACGGAAAGACGCCAAACAAUGAGCUGGAAGAGAGGUUCAUUAAGCGAUGCAGAGAAAAGGGCAUCGAGCAGGUCAAAGGUCACCGUUCCGUCGGAGGGAUCAGAACCAGUCUUUACAACGCCGUCUCCCCCGAGCAGACGCUUGUUUUGGUUGAUGUCAUGAAGGCCUUUGCGAAAGAAGUCCAAGACGAAAGGCGAGCCUGAAGGCGCUAUUCUUUGGAAUCAGAAACCACUGACAUGUUGUCAUGAAUGCAUGCUUGUCGAUAGAGCGCAGUGGUUCAGCCAUUCGGUCUGUGUAUACAACGCUCAGAGGAGCAUGCUUUUGGGAAGUUGCGUCGUGUAGGGAAAUGGGAAUAGCAGAGGUUCGCAGGUCGCGUAAUAGGCUCGAUUGGGCAGAGGUAGCUG
Molecule: messenger RNA, 1700 nt
Organism: Ceraceosorus guamensis
Lineage: Eukaryota; Fungi; Basidiomycota; Exobasidiomycetes; Ceraceosorales; Ceraceosoraceae
Product: PLP-dependent transferase
Exons: 1
Coding region: 183-1499 (438 amino acids)
Biological process (GO): L-serine biosynthetic process
Cellular component (GO): cytoplasm
Molecular function (GO): pyridoxal phosphate binding; O-phospho-L-serine:2-oxoglutarate transaminase activity
Source: RefSeq, a predicted model, not a curated record